AUGACUAGAGCGGUGAAAGACCUGGAGGCAGGCUCCGUCUACAUCACCAUCUCUCUGCCGCACCCGGUCGACGACGACGUCGAGUUCCGCAUCCGCAUCCGCGACCGCAAGCCUGGCCCUUCCGGUGAGAUUGACAUAGCUACGUACGAGACGCAUUGCACGAGGGAUCUUGCCCAGGAAGAGUUCAGCUGGGGUCUUUACUUUCACCGGGCUAGCCGAGACGGUGUCCGGUACAGCUUGAAGCGGCAGCAGGGCGGAAGCGCUGGGCGUCGGUCGGCCCUCUUCCGCCUGGAUCGGCAGCAAGUCAGCAGCUCGCCGCGCCUGCAGUGCCAAGUUGUCGGCCUGGUUCGAGUCUUGCGAGUCCCGCCCAUCUUGUGCGAAGAGCUCACCUGGUACAUGGACUGGCUGGCGCUGCAGUCACACGUUACAGCGACAAGAAGCUUCAUAUGGGCAACGUCCAUGUACCUGCGGACGUGGCACCACACCGUCCGAAUGCUCAACAACCCGUCUCUGGCGUACGGAACCCGUUUUGACGUCAACCUGUUUCUCCGCGAGGCCCUCGGCUUUGCGUACGCGCACGUGGAUUACGCCAUGGGCGGCCAGUUGCCCCGACCCAUCAUCAAGUCUGCGUUUGGCACCGAGCUGGGCGUCUUGGAGGAGGACAGCGCGGCAGGCAAGGCGCUGCAGCUGCGGGGUGGAACGCACAGCCAUUCGCAGACUUGGGCCCAAAAGGCCUCGGCUUGGGAUGCUGUUGCUUAA
Ustilaginoidea virens is the source of this 759-nucleotide messenger RNA. RefSeq lists its product as uncharacterized. The transcript has a single exon. The record is from RefSeq and is a predicted model, not a curated record. Bases 1 to 759 code for a protein of 252 amino acids. NCBI's taxonomy places the organism in Eukaryota, Fungi, Ascomycota, Sordariomycetes, Hypocreales, Clavicipitaceae.